This is a messenger RNA of Ruditapes philippinarum (Manila clam), 1480 nucleotides long. Its product is annotated as TATA box-binding protein-like 1. Bases 193 to 990 code for a protein of 265 amino acids. NCBI's taxonomy places the organism in Eukaryota, Metazoa, Mollusca, Bivalvia, Venerida, Veneridae. Gene Ontology annotation, biological process: DNA-templated transcription initiation. The transcript has 6 exons. The record is from RefSeq and is a predicted model, not a curated record. Gene Ontology annotation, molecular function: general transcription initiation factor activity; DNA binding.
GCUAAGUCUGACCAUAUAAUCGCAGGGGACCAGUCAGCGGAAGGUGGCGCUGUUAAUCAAAAUGGCUGUCUGCGAUCACUUCGUGCGUUUGUAAGAAGACUAAUUCGAGUUUAAGGAGCUUGAAUGGAGAACAUGACCAUAGACAAUUUGCUGUGUUAAAUUGUAUACUACAAGGACAUUAUCUCAGGCAUUAUGGCGGACGGUCAAGUCAUAGCUGGUGGCGUAAGCCAGCUUCCUGGUACAAAUGGUGGAGUUAUUGCCCCUGAAGGUUAUGAUCCUAACCCUCAACCAGAGGAAGAGGACGUUCCAAUGUUAGAUAUUAAUAUAAACAAUGUUGUAUGCAGCUUUAAUACCAAGUGUCAUCUGAAUUUGAAAAGAAUUGCCAUGGAGGGUACAAAUGUAGAAUAUCACAGACAACAUGGGAUGUUAAAUAUGAGAUUAAGAAAUCCUUACACUACAGCCAGUGUGUGGUCUUCUGGUAAGAUCACAUGCACAGGGGCCCUGAGUGAAGAGUUUUCCAAAAUAGCUGCAAGGAAGUUUGCAAGAAAAAUACAGAAAAUGGGAUAUAAAGUAAAGUUCACCAAUUUCCGUAUAGUGAACGUCCUUGGAACAUGUUCACUGCCAUUUGCCCUUGAUAUUACUAAAUUUUCCAUGGAACACAAGGAAGCCAGUUAUGAACCUGAGCUGCAUCCAGGUGUUACUUACAGAAUAAAAAGUCCCAAGGCUACACUGAAAAUAUUCUCCACGGGCAGUAUAACUGUCACAGCCCCACGGGUAGCAAAUGUACAGUCAGCAAUAGAAUAUAUAUAUCCAUUAGUGGCAGACUUUAAUGCUGGACCUAGAUCUGUAAAAACUUCUUCUAGUGUGAACAAUGUGAUGAACAAAAGACUACAGGCUGAACGCAAAGUCGUGGAUGAUGAAUCGGAUUUUGACGGAAGUAGUAUGGAAGACAGUGAUGGAGAUUUUGACAGUGAUGUUAGUCAGGAUUAAAAGCGCGAAGUUAGUCAAAAUUUAAACAUCUGUGGUGUUUCGAAUAAUUGUGUUUCUUAUCGUUGGAGUCUUUGUUGUUACAAAAUAUUUGUACCGAGCGUCAUCGAAGUAAUAGAAUUUUCACAUUGAUUAAUUUAUGAAAUAUCUUGUUCAUAAUUAUGCUUUGUUAUCGGAAACUUUGGGACCGAUGUUUUGGUGUGAUGUUGUUGAGAAAAUGUACGUGUUCUGUGUAAGUAUGAGUGGAUGUGUUACGAUAUUGUCACGGUUAUUUCCUGCAUUGAAUUUUUGUAGUUGAACAUUUGUUACUUAUGUACUCUGUGGCUUUUUACAUGCAUAUGUAGUUAUUGAUAGAAUGAUUUGUUGAAUAUAUGUGUACUGUGAAUGGAUUAUCAUUUAUAUGCUCUGUUAUUUCUUGUAUAUACGAUGGAAAAUCUUGAAAAAUGUUUUUUAUAGGGUAAGAAAUAUUUAGUAUGAAUAUAGUUACAGGCAU